Molecule: messenger RNA, 996 nt
Organism: Punctularia strigosozonata HHB-11173 SS5
Lineage: Eukaryota; Fungi; Basidiomycota; Agaricomycetes; Corticiales; Punctulariaceae
Product: NAD(P)-binding protein
Exons: 4
Coding region: 1-996 (331 amino acids)
Source: RefSeq, a predicted model, not a curated record
AUGCCUUCUCCUGUAGCGAAACCUCUUGCUCUCGUGUACGGUGGCACCGGUGUCACCGGUUCAAGGAUUGUGAACAAUCUGCUCAAACGUGGUCACUUCGACGUGGGCAUCAUCACUCGCCCUGCGUCCACCACUAAAUCCGCUGUCGUCGCUCUCAAGGACAAGAGCGUGCAUAUCCGCAUUGGAGAUGCAGGGAGUGACGACGUAGAGACGCUGAGGAAGGCCCUCGACGGUGCCGAGGUCCUAGUGAGCGCAGUAUCUGCGCUGGGUUUGGAAACGCAAUACCGGCUCUUCGAAGCGGCGAAGGCAGCAAGCGUCAAAAGGGUUGUGCCGUGCGACUUUGGAACGUACACGCCGCGCGGGGUACGAGCGAUGGCGGACCUGAAAUAUGCGAUUCAGGAUUACAUCAAAAGCCUCGAGCUCGGACAUACCUUUAUCGACGUCGGGUGGUGGAUGCAGUUCGCCCUUCCUUUCCCAUCUUCGGCCGAGUCCAACUUUGUCAGCGAUCUAUCCGUGGAGUUCUAUGGCAACCCGGACGAGGACAAGAAGAGCGCGCUCACCGAUCUCGACGACGUUGGCAAGUUCGUCGCGCGCAUCGUCGAGGACGAGCGCACGUUGAACCGAUACGUAUUCGUUUGGGGCGAGGAAAGGACGCAGAAGGAGCGGUGGGAGAUCGCGCAGCAAGUGUUGGGCGAAGACGUCGAGAGCAGGAAGGUGCCUGUGUCGGGCGAGGAGCUGCUCAAGCGCGCGAAAGCUGUCAAGGAAGAGAUUCUCUCUCUUCCGGAUCCGAAAGCGGUAGAGUUCAAGGCGUACUCUGAUUGGACUUACAACGAGUACCAGUACAGCAUGCAUAUUCGCGGGGACAAUACGGUCGCAAAUGCUAAAGCCGCUGGGGCAUUGGAUGCGCGGGAGCUCUAUCCCGACGUGGAGGUAAACAGCUUCGAGAACUACGCGAAAGAGUUCUACGUAAACCCACCUUCGUUGUAUGAUUACUAG